GUUUAUUAGGCGCUAGCGCUUCUUCUGAUCAUGUCAUUUAUCGAAAAUUUAGUUUGGUGGACAGCGUAGAGUCCGCAUGACACCAGUGCAAGUGGCCACCGGUGUCAGCAUUUUCAAUGAUUUGUGCUUCACAUUGUCAUUGUUGCAGCUCCGGUCUCGAGAUCUCGAGCCUGGGUUGAGUUUCUUUUUCAUGGAGCGUUUAUAAGCACCGUGUCCCUUUCAUUCCAGGAGCGGUUCGUCCUUCUGCUGAAAAAUUUGGUGACUACGGGCCGAAAUAAGAAAGGAGGCGCUACGACAUUAUCAUUGAGCACUACAAGCUGCGUGGUUGGAUUUAUGGUUUGUGAUUUGUGGCGGGCUUGCCGUGCUGUGUCAGAACAUGACGUUCUCCCUCCCAGCGUGAUUUCUUACUUCAAGUAACAGUUACACAAUAAUCAUUGGUUGCGGCUGGGUAAUCUCCUAGAUCAUGGAUCGCAGUGGCAACAGUGCUGGGCGCGACGCCGUGUUAGUACUAAUAGUAAUAUGUAGCGAGCGGCUUGCUGCUGCUGCUCGUGAUGACUGCACUCACGCAGGCAAUAUAAUAAAGCGGCGAGUUUUGCUGCCAGCUUGAGCAGUAGUGGGUGAGCUGGUGGUCCACGAGACACUACCUGGCGAGGAGCAACAGGUCUGAGGAGAUCACAAUGAAACUGAUGAAGGCCCGUUCCUCUGUAGCUAUGGCCUUCGCGCGAAGAACAUUUCGUCAGUUGCGAAAACGCCUGACUAAAUCUAGCGGUUCACUCGCCGAAGCAGAACUAAACAAGGCCAGGGAGCUGGAGCGCGGAUCGACUGUGGCACCCGGCUCCGAGUGUUAUCCUGGAAUCUCAUCUCGUGUCAAGCGGCCAUCAAGUCCGAGCCGAAGGCGAAGCUCGACCAGUAGUCAAUGGUCAGCGCACUCAUUCUUUCAACAGUACCGAGACGAAGAUGAGGCCAUCUUGGAGGAUGGCAUGGAACGCCUGUGUAACGACAUGGAAGUUGACCCGUGCGAUGUUCGUAUGCUGGCCUUGGCAUGGCGACUGAAUGCUGCAGAGAUGUGCAGGUUUAGCCAGGAGGAGUUUGUGACAGUGUGUGAAGAGCUCGGCGCGUACAGUGCUGCCGAACUGGGCAAGCAGCUUACUGGCAUCCUGUACGAAGCACGGCGGCAUUUCAAGGACUUCUACCGGUACGCGUUCCGCUUUGGUGUGAGCGAUGGCCAGCGUAGUCUUCCGUGUGACGUGGCCGUGCAGCUGUGGAGUCUGGUGCUGCCGGUGUGCAGUGGUGAUGGCGAACGCUUUAUGAACGACUGGUUAGAGUACCUGACCAGUCAGCGUGUCAAGGGGAUCAGCAAAGAUUGCUGGAUGGUGUUCUUGGAGUUCACGCUGACCGUGGAGAAAGACUUCUCGAACUACAGCGCCGAGGACUCGUGGCCUAGUCUGCUGGAUGAGUUUGUCAUGCACCAGCGAUCUGUACAGCCGGCGGUGGAAAGUGUAAGCGUAUAGGUCAGUGCUGGGUUGCUCAGUAUGGUGGCGUGUGGUUAGGACAUCCAACACUGUGGGCUGACCGUACCCACCUGGCAUAGCGCGCUGAUGUGGAUAUUCUCCACAUUGUACAGUCUUGCGAAGUACAUGUCUAUUUUUUGAAGUAUUUUCUGCUGGUAGCAUCUGACGUAGCUGAUAGCGCCUAAUAGUAGUAGUUCUCCUAAUAGCUAUGUUGCUGUGUUGUGUAUAUAUUAUGUACAUGUGCUGGGAUAGCCGGCCUUUGGCAGUCAGCAUAACUGUGAUGUGUAUGAUAAUUAUUGCCAAUGUACAGCAGGUCCCUGGUUCGAGUAUUGGUCAUAUUAAACACCGUAACAGUCAAUUUUUCUACAGACUUUUCCCUGUUUGCAUCUUUUUCCCUCAAACCAAUCAAUGUACAGCUCUUAUAAUUUUUUGAACUCUUUUGUUACAUGACAUUGUCUUGAUGUUGGCAAAAUGCUGUGCACACUUGA
Molecule: messenger RNA, 1999 nt
Organism: Sycon ciliatum
Lineage: Eukaryota; Metazoa; Porifera; Calcarea; Leucosolenida; Sycettidae
Product: DCN1-like protein 3
Exons: 1
Coding region: 678-1511 (277 amino acids)
Biological process (GO): protein neddylation
Cellular component (GO): ubiquitin ligase complex
Molecular function (GO): cullin family protein binding; ubiquitin conjugating enzyme binding; ubiquitin-like protein binding
Source: RefSeq, a predicted model, not a curated record